CCGCCUCUGAAUGGGGAUUGGCUCUCUGAACGGUGCUGAGUGAGCUCGCUUUUAGAGAGAGCAGUAUCCGUGUGCAUCGCUCUGGGGCAGACCCCACUGUGAAAUCCCUCAGGAGCCCCGAAGGCCUGAGGGUGCCAGGAACCAGUGGAGACAGUGCAGUUGCCCCCCUGCUGAGCGUUCUGUCUCUGAGACGGUGCCUUCUGUACUGCGCCCCGAUUGCCUUCGUGGUGUGCGGCACCAUCAUCUUGCUGUCCCGGCCCAGCCGUGCCCCUCCUGCUGGACAAGGCCUGGACGCCUGGUGUGUCCUCAGGGAUCCGCCUGCUCUGGCCUCUGCGUCUGGCCUCUGCGCACAGUGGGGACUGUCCCACGCCGGGGUGCGCUCCCGCCCACCCGAGGGGUGAUUGCACCUUCCCAAGGCCGGCUCAGACGCGCAGUCUGCACAUGUAAGCACCUCGCACCUAGGUCUUCUCUCCCUCCCCCGUCUGUUGGUGGAGCUGGAAGGGUGGGGGAUGGGACAAGAUGGGGACAAGAUGGGGAGUCCAUGACACAAGGAACAGCAAGCAGAGAGAGGGAGAAGGACAGGGCAUUAGUCACUGAAAUGCCGCCACCUCGUUUUUUGCACAGUUCUCCUUCCCAUCCAAAUCACAGCUCACUGUAGCGAGUGACCGUUCAGUGGCCAGCAGGUAGGAAUUUUCAUGGCUAUGUGGAAGGUGAGCGCAGAGGAAUUUUAGCAGAUUCUGCUGUAACUGCAGAAACCCUGGGGGAGUAGGAGGACUUUUCCAUUGCUGGACACAGUCCGUGUGCCCGAGUGCAUUUGUCUAAGCAGCAUCGAGCUGCGAGCUGUGCUCCCUGUACAGCCGGAGAGGUGUGAUCCGUGGCUGUGUUUGGCUAACUCAGAACGUACAGGUCACUUGUGAGAUGGCUCAGGUAGGGCUUGUCAAAUAGUUUCUGCAUGUGACGUUGGGGUUCUGUAGCCUUGUACGUACGGCUCCUUGUUUAUGUUGGGGGCAUGCUUGUAAUUAUCUUGGACUGUCUGACAAUGAUGCUGACCAAGGAUGUUCUGGUAUGAAAUAAUCUUUUUUUUUUUUUUAUUAUGAGCACAGACUUGUGCAGGAGUCAAGUUUGAACAGGAUUGAUGCAUUUAACAUUGUAAGAUAGCACGAUGCUACUUCUGCCACGCACAUCCAAGGGUGUGUGUCACUUUAAAAAAAAAUUAGGCUUUUUUUCUUACCAAAAGUGCUCUGACACCUCAUGGUGUAUUUGCAUCAUUACUAUUCUAGCCUCUGAAAAAGGGGCAAACAGCUUGAAGGGACCAAUUAUUUUGUGUUUUAUUUUUGUUGAUGGAGUUCAGGAAACUAACCUAUUUUGUUCAUCCAUUCAUUCUUAAAAAAUAAGUGCUUAUAGUAAGUCCUGAGUCUGCUUUAGCAAAACUUUUGGAAACUUGUCUUUCGCAAGGAGUCUGUGGUCCCUGCAUACUUACUCCAUGGAUAGCUGGAAAGUUCUUUCAUGUCAAUAGCAAUGAUAUGAAAAAUAAAUUUUGAUUAGGAAAGUAUUACAAAACGAUGUGGGAUACCUUGCUAAUUGAAAAAAGAAAGUUGUGGAAAAAUACAUAUCACAGAAGCUCGUUCUUCUGGAAGUACUCAGACGCAUACCGUGUGCACACGCGCCUCCUGCGGACGGCAAAGCCUGCCGGCAUAUACAUUCACACACAGCAGCCUUUCAGUGGACGUCACCUCUGGGGUUGAUGGUGUUUGCGUCCUAACAGAUUUCUAGUCAUUGCUUAACAAUUUCAGGAGUAUUGUUUUUAAAUAAUGUUUUGAAAUUUAAAUAUGAAUGAUUAAAUGGGUUGAUGCAGGGAAAGCUGAUGAUGGAAAAUGUGGAAAAGAAGGGAAAAAUCCAUCCCUUGUGCCUUUGGCAUUUACUGUAGUCUUCUGUAGUACGGUCCUGAUAGCAGUUUAUGGAGCUGAAACAAUGCUUAGCAUCAAUUUUUGCAUAUUAGUUUUUAUUUGUGAUAACAUAUACUUCAUCACAUUAUUAAAGUUAUUAAUGUACCUCAUUUUGUUAUUCUAAUUAAGAUUUAUUUUAUUUAUUUGAGAGACAGUUAUAGAGAGGGGUAGGGAGACACAGAGAGAGAGGUCUUCCAUCUGCUGGCUGGUUCACUCCCCAGAUGACCAUGACAGCCGGAGUUGAGCCGUUCCGAAGCCAGGAGCCUGGAGCUUCUUCCAGGUCUCCCACAUGGGUGCAGGGGCCCAUGGACUUGGGCCAUCUUAUACUGCUUUCCCAGAUGUGUUAGCGGGGAGCUGGCUUGAAAGUGGAGCAGCCGGGACUAGAACCUAUGCCCACAUGGGAUGCGGGUGCUGCAGGCCAGGGCUUUAACCUGCUGCACCACAGUGGCAGCCCCAGGGCACCUGUACACGCACCGUAAUGUAAGUUCCUGCAUCUCUUUUGCUGGGUGUAUGUGUUUCCAGGUUACAAAUGUCACAGAUGUGGUGGGGUAGGGCGUGAAAGGGCUGAUGGCACAGAGCUCACAAGCUUGGGUUCCAGGCCUCCUUUGUAGCCUGCUGUACAUCACAGUAUUGUGUCUCCUGGGGAGAGCAGAAGCCUGGUAAAGCAUUCGUGCUGCUCAGUGACCAUUGUUUUCCUAAAACUGUCCUUUAUGGGAGGGCUACCUCAUUGGAUCAGAAGAGCUGUAGGUGAUUUCCUACUUCAAAACCCAGGAGUUUGAAGAACAGUUCCAGCUGGCUUUGUGAAGGGAUCGUAGGUGUUUAUACUUCAUUAGAAAAUGUGUUUUGCUAAAACCUGUCAUUGGGGAUCUUCCUUAAAUUGUGUUAAACUUGAUAGCAUUCAUUCCCUUUUAUGUGCUUCAUUGUCAUUAUGAUAUUUGAUGGACUUCUUUUCCAAGUGGUCAUUAGCCUUUACUCUCAGUAGGGGAGGAGGAAGGGAAGUGACCGUGGGAGAGAACAGGGGACGACAGAAAGAUGAGUGUGAGAAUUAUUUGUCCAUAUUUUAUACUAUGAGCUGGUUUUCAGGCUGAAUAUUUUUAUUUCAGAUUUUCAGACUUGGUUUUUUUCAAAUAUUAUUCUUGCCAUUUGUUCAUUAAUGUCAUAUUUGUUUUUUAUUUUGAAAGUGUGAGAGAUCUUCCAUCCACUGGUCACUCCCCAGAUGGACAUAACAGCUAGGGCUGGGCUAGGCCAAAGCCAGGAGACAGGAGCUUUACCCAGGUGCCCGGCAUGGGCGCCAGUGGCCCAACCAUUUGGGACGUCUUCCAGUGCUUUUCCCAGGCUGUAAGUAGGGAGCUGGAUCAGAUGUGGAGCAGCUGGGACAGGAGCUGGUGCUCACAUGGGAUGCUGGUGUCACAGGCAGUGGCUUCACCCACUAUGCCACAAUGCUGGCCUCUGUGCUUUUAAAGAAGUUUAUUUCAGCGAUGUCAGAUUUCUUCCUCAUCAUUUCAGUCAAUGGUUAGACGUUUAAUAGAAACUUUCCUUUUGUCAUUAAAAAUAUUGAACUCUUUGGGUGGGUGUUGCAGCGUAGUAGGUUAAGCACUCUUUGCUACAUCUGCAUCCCAUGUGGGCGCCGGUUCCUAUCUGGGCUGCACCGAGUCCAAUCCAGGUAUGUGCUAAUGCACCUGGGGAAGCAGCAGAGGAUGGCUCAAGCCCUUGGGCCCCUGCACCCACGUGGGAGACCCAGAUGAAGCUCCUGGUUCCUGACUUUGACCCGGCCCAGCCCUGGCCAUCACAGCCAUUUGCAGAAUGAAGCAGUGGAUGGAAGAUUCCUUCUCCUCUCCCCUUCUCUCUGUGUAACUCUGCCUUUCAAACAAAGAAAAAACAUCUUUAAAAAAUUUUGAACUCUUUGAAUAUAUUUUUCUUCCUGAAUUCCCCCUGUAGUGUUACUCUACCUCUGUUCCCCACCGACACAAAUCUGUCCCGCGUUUUAGUUUAAUGAGGACGUGCAGACAACCAGAAGACCUCAGCUGCAUGGUUCGUAGCCAAACAACUGAAAUUCUUUUCUUUUUUUUUCAGUCUUCCUGGCAAGGGAAAGGGCUGCUUCUGCCUUCUGAGAUGCGUUGCGGCUCUGGCCUUUGUGUGUAACAGCGGGGUUUUAGCAGGUGUCCAUUGAUAGAACUUGACCAUUGUGUUGAGUGUCAUGAAGUCAUUGAAGCAGUGCUUGGCCGCUCAUCUCAUUCUUGUACCUGACUUCUGGUGUUUGCUUUAGAUGGCAGUGGGGGCAGAGGAAGGCUGGUCGUGUCUGUCACACAGUGUGGGUGCUGAUGUCCUCACUUGGGGGGUUAGCGUGUGUCUACCAUAUUCAUUUGUUAGGAUGUGCUUGUGGUAUGGCUUCCUAUGUUUGUAAACUCCCAAUGAACUAGUGCUUUCUGAGCUAUGCUUUAGCCUGGCUGUGGACAGAGAGAAACACCACUCAGUUUUCACCCCUUACUUUUCUUGAGUGUUUGGAUUUCAGGAGCAUAAAACAAGGAAAGUGAGAGGGUGUUGUUCUGGGAGUAGUGACGCAGGGGACUAGGUGCUCAAGGCAGACUGAGUCUCUGGGGACAGCGAGAUGUGACGACAGGACUUGCCUCCUGCAUUGCUGGCAGUGCCUCUGCGUGGCCCUCUCCCGCUCAGGGCUCACUGCAGGUUUUGCAUCUGCUGUUACUACAAGGCGCAUCUGUGGCUUGUGCGUGCCGAGGGGUCGCAUGUUGUGAUAAAGACUUAAUCUGUCAUUCUUCAUGAUAUUGGAGGUCCCAAAGCUGUGGAUACUGCUGCUCGGGGUCCCUGCCCUGUUGUCUAGUCAGCAUAACGGGACAUCCCUGAGAGACCCAGCAGGGCUGUGCAGACCUGAAUGGUGUUGUCACACGCACUGGUUCUACCUUGCAGCACCGCAGUUCACUGAUGGGAGAGAAUUGUCUGCUCCCUUUGUCCACGUGAGAACGCACUGGAAUUUGCGCUGUGGGACUGGGGAGACCUUGCCUCUCCCUGGGUUCUUUCUGUGUGGGAUCUUGGCCCUUUUCCUCUUUUGUUUGGGGCCUGCCAGAUACACCAGCGACUUGAAGGUCGCCAGCUUUAUGACGGUUAUAAAUACUUGCGAGUCACCACUGUGUGGUGAAGUUCAUGUCCAUUUUCUUUGUUUGGCUUCAUGGUUGGGUCAGGCGGGGUCUUGUGUCUGUGUCCUGUUUAUUCUCAGAUUCCCGUUAGAGGGCCAGAUGCGUGUGGGGCUAGUUGCUUGGAUUGGACGAUUGACAUGGGUGUAAAGAGACGGUCCCUGGGCUAAACCGUGGGUGAGAUGCUUUCUGGCAGGACUUUGCUUAGGGCAUAAAAAUGACCCUGUGUUUGGCUCUUUGGAUUUCGUGGGACUCGGUGUGUCCGUGUGUUAGAGCCCUGGUCAGGGCGUGUGAGAGACCCCAGGCAGCCUGGUCAGUGCACACUCAGCCACGGCGGCUUUUCAUGUGGUGUGCUGGUGACUCCCAGGCCUCCGCGGGGUUGGGGCAUUCUGCUUCCUUGGCUUUUUGCUUGAAGCUGAGCAAUAACCAGGAUUGGCUCAGCCAAAGAAGGAAAAGCAACGGUUGGAAAGAUGGUCGGGAGAUGCUGGGAAGUGAAUUCCACUGUAUUUUCUACAGCUGUGUCUAAGAAUAGUGACGGGCCCUGGGUUUCCAGGCCUGAGGACUUAGGCGGGUGGCCCUGGCCGUUCACCAGAGUUCAGAUUUAUUUUUAGUGCAGUUUGGUUGGGGUAUCUGCUCUGCUCACAGCUCAGCAACCACGGACUUCGGGAACGGCGCCUCCUUUUUGCCCUGCACACAGCACUUCUAGCUCCAGUGGUGGUUUGAAGGCAAAGCACCUGCCCAGACUGGCCAGUCGCAGCGUCCUGCCUGGUGGUCACUCUGGUUCAUUGGGGCUGAGGUCCACGACCCAAGUUUAGCCAGGCUGGGUGGUGUUUGUUCACUCCUUUGGUGCUUAGCUUUUUAUUGAUAUUACAAAGUAACUGAGGCAAUUUUUUUUUUUAUUUUCAAAGGUGUAUUUUAUUUAUUUGAACAAUAGAGUUGGAGAGAGAGCGAGUGUGGGGAGCAAUCCGGACUAGACUGAGUUACUGGAAUUAAGACUUAUUCUAUGCAUCUGCUCUCCCACAAUAUGGCGCUGGGAGAGAAGAAAACAGCUUUUACACAGCUGCCUCCAGUUCAACCAAUAAACUGUAGGACUUGCUCCUGAUUGGAGAGCAGCGUACUCGGCGUGUGGGCAGCCGAGUUGGGAUUGGCGGAGGAGGACUAUAAAGGAGGAGAGAGACGGCAUGCACCAGGAACAUCUAUGGGGAACAUCUAUCUGAAGGAACACCUGUGCAGACCCCGAGAGAACCGGCCGGCGGUGUGCCGCUCCCCUGCGGAAGUGGGGAAUGUGGCCAGGGGGAACUGCCCUUCCACGGAGGUGGAAGGGAUAGUAGCCAACCCGGGAAGAACCAGCAGCAAACCCGGGGAGGGCCGAGCAGACGAAAGAACAGCGCAGGGUCCUGUGUCGUUCCUCCACGAAGACGGGGAGCGACAGCGAGAGACAGAGAGAUCUGCUAUCUGUGGUUCACUACCCAAAUGACUGCAAUGGCUGGGGCUAGACUAGGCCAAAGCCAGGAGCCAGAAGCUUCUUCUGGGUCUCUCAUGUGGGUGCAGGGUCCCAAGCACUUGAACCGUCGUCUGCUGCUUUCCCACGUGCAUCAGCAGGGAGCUGGAUUGGGCAUAGAGCAGCUGGGGCCCAGCCUGUGCCCAUACAGGAUGCUGGUGCUGCAGGUGGAGGCUUAACCCACUGUGCCACCAUGCCGGCCCUAAAGCAACUGUUGCGUAUUUUGUUCAGUCACCGCUCCAACCCUAGGCAUAGAAAAGAACAUUAGACAUAGUAGACUAUUAGUCUAUUAUUAUUAGCAGAAUGAAUGGUUUGGUUGUUGAUCAGUGGAUUUAUUGAACAGAUGAUGUGUGUGGAAAUGGAUCACUUUGCUUUUCCAGACUGGGUGAAGAAAACCCCAGUUGUAAUUUGGACACAGAGCUCGUAGCCUCUGACCUUGUCUGUGAGAGAAGCGAUGGGAUUCUGCCUCUCUGCUGGCAGCUGUCGUCUGGCACGUGGGUAUCAUUUCUCACGUAUUGUCCAGCAGGCGGAUAGUCGCUUGUUUCCCAAUCUUAGCUCCUUGGUCUCCUCCUUAAUGGACCUCCACCUUCCCUCUCCACGACCAGAUGAAUUAAGUCGCACACCGGCUCUGUGUGCUCGCUCAUUGCAAAUCUGUACAACCGGGAUUUGCUGUUGGGCUCAUUGAGAGAGCUGAUGUGUAGUCCCAGUCCUUCUUCACAAGCUGUGAGUCCCCUGCUUGCUUACUGCGUUUGUCCUCAUCUCCGACUUAACUCUCUGGCACCUCACAGCCGAAAGCAUACGUCUUACUUAAUGAAGUCGUUCAAAUGGAAAUUGUUGUAACAUAUGACUUUCUAAUGGUCCUUAAGUGUGUGAUCAAAUGUGCUCCUAUUGCCUUCUGAUUGUGCUCCAUUUGAUUUCAGUUGCUUAUUACAUGAGAUUACAAUCAUUAAAUAAUUAGGUUUGCUGUGGCCAUUACAGACAAUUCCCAUACUGUCCAUCUGGGGUCGUUUGGUUUAAUGCCUUCCCAAUUGGUCUUCACUAUCUUCCAGCACAAGGGACAACAUUCAUAGUUUACCAAAGAAAGGCAAGAUGUGCGAUCCUUCCGAAGUCUGUUUUCUUGCUAAUGGUUGUCUAUGAGUUGCGAAGAGAAUGGAAAAUGAGAUGUUCAGGUAGCACAUAGGCCAAAGCCAAGGCUGCUCCUCUCCUGCGCUGUAGGAUCAGAUCUCAGUUCCUUCUGGCAUUGAACAUUUCCUCAGCUGAGCAUUUGGGCUACUCUCAGUGUCACAGGGACAUUCUAUCAGUUUCAUCUGCAGGAGUACGUAUUGCUCAACAUAAACACAGCACAGCGUGGCAUGGCUGUCAGGUCAAGGAGCGAGCCAAGCACAGAAUUCUCAAGUUCUAUUUGCUGUAACCUAGUUCUCUGGCUCCCCAUGUUCAGAGAACAGUGUCGGUGCCUAAGAGUACUUGCUACCUGCUAUGCUGUGAGAAAUUUCUGGGCCAGUUGAACAGAUAGGAUAUCUACAGAGCGUGUCUGUCUGCCUGCCUGUUUACUUACGUACCUACCCAUCCCUACCACUCAUUCACACAGAUAGAUUGAUAGAAUUGAAAACACACACACACAGGAUACUUCAGAAAAAUCAGUGGAAUAGAAUUAAAAGGUAAGUUUUUUUUUUUUUUUUGGUAGAAAUCUUGAAAUCUAUGCAUGUUUUCCUAAUUCAUGUUUUUCGUAAAAUUUCCAAAAGCCUUUUUUAUGCAUGGAUUUCAGUUUUUUUUUUUGCAUCAAAAUAAAGUUGUCUUUUAAGUCCACUUAUACACAAACAUUUUGAAGAUAGACUUGAAUAUAGAUAGUUAACUAUAGAUAUAUAGAGUUUAUAUAGGGAAUAGAAACCUGGGUAAGCAUAGGCAGAUAUUUAUCCUGGAGAUCUAGAAGUAGAUACUGUAGAUGCAGAGACUGAGGGAGAGCUAGAUACAGCACUCAUUGGGAUGCAUGAUGCGCAUUAGGGGAGGGGUGCAGUCAGUGAAAUCAAUGUCUGAAACAGUGUGCUCACAUCAAUAUAAUUAGCUUAAUUGUGAAUUUCUGCUAAAUUGAUGGGUUGGCUACAGGCAGUUCUGCCUAAUAGCAGAAAACACAGCUAUGUAGCACCUUUUAAAGAGUUGGCGAAUUGAGUGAGUGAUGCCUGACUCCUUGCUCUUUGCAUGGCCGCCUUUCACCCAAAAUCAGUCCAUCAGUGCCUUUCACUAGCUUUGUGCUCCAUGCACACCUGCUGUAGGUACAGUAACUGCCCUAUGUCAGCCCUCCUGGCACGUGUGAUUGUGCCAUGCUGCUGGUUGUUCCCAUGACUGAGCAGCAGAGGUGAUGCAUUCACUGGCUUGGUGUACAGCAGGUAUACAGCAGGUGUAUAGCAGGUGUACAGCAGUUGUAUAGCAGGUGUACAGCAGUUGUAUAGCAGGUAUACAGCAGGUGUACAGCAAGUGUAUAGCAGGUGAAGUGUAUAGCAGGUGUAUAGCAGGUGUACAGCAAGUGUAUAGCAGGUGUACAGCAGUUGUAUAGCAGGUAUACAGCAGGUGUAUAGCAGGUGUACAGCAAGUGUAUAGCAGGUGUAUAGCAGGUGUACAGCAGGUAUACAGCAGGUGUAUGGCAGGUGUAUAGCAGGUAUACAGCAGGUAUACAGCAGGUAUACAGCAGGUGUACAGCAAGUGUAUAGCAGGUAUACAGCAGGUGUAUAGCAGGUGUACAGCAGUUGUAUUGCAGGUAUACAGCAGGUGUCUAGCAGGUGUAUAGCAGGUAUACAGCAGGUAUACAGCAGGUGUAUGGCAGGUGUAUAGCAGGUAUAUAGCAGGUGUACAGCAGGUGUAUAGCAGGUAUACAGCAGGUGUAUAGCAGGUAUACAGCAGGUAUACAGCAGGUGUAUAGCAGGUAUACAGCAAGUGUAUAGCAGGUGUAUAGCAGGUAUAUAGCAGGUGUACAGCAGGUGUAUAGCAGGUAUACAGCAGGUGUAUAGCAGGUAUACAGCAGGUAUACAGCAGGUGUAUAGCAGGUAUACAGCAAGUGUACAGCAAGUGUAUAGCAGGUAUACAGCAGGUGUAUAGCAGGUGUACAGCAAGUGUAUAGCAGGUGUAUAGCAGGUGUACAGCAGGUAUACAGCAGGUAUACAGCAGGUAUAUAGCAGGUAUACAGCAGGUGCCAGACGACAAGGAGCAGCAUGAGUGAAGCAGGUGAAAGGCAACACGGCUCCUUUCUUAGUGCCCACACUGAAAUACCACCACAGAACCACGCAUGCCUUUAGGAAUCCUGGAAUCAUCUCUUUUCUAUAUUGUUCUGGAGUUCUCUUCCUCUUACUCAGUUUGAUACAUAGUUGUUUUGUAACUUUAUCAUUCUGUUGCCAUAUUUUCUAAGAGUUGAUUACAAAUCUUUUUAUAACCUUCUGUUUCAUAUGCUGUUAUAUUGCUUUAAUAUGAUAAUAUAAUCCAGGUAUAAAAAUGUCUACAGAAAGGGCUUGGAAGUUUCUUUUGGAGCAUGGUAAAAGCAGCAACAAUAGGAAAGUGAAUUAUCACUGUCUCAGUUCUUUGAUUAUAAUGUCAGUGUCUCAUAUUUGUUUUGGCUUUCGCUUUUUUAAAAGAUUCAUUUGUUUACUAGAAAGGUGGAGUUAGAGAGAAGAAGAAAGAGAGUGAGAGAUCUUCGAUUCGCUGGUUCACUCCUCAAAUGGCUGCAACUGCCAGGGCUGGGCCAGGCUGAAGCAAGGAGCCUGGAGCUUCAUCCAGGUCUCCCAUGGGUGGUAGGGGCCCGUGGACUUGGGGCAUCUUUUGCUACAUUAGCAGGUGCAUGAACAGGAAGCUGGAUCACAGGUAGAACAGCUGGGACUUGAACCAGUGCUCACAUGGGAUGCCUGCAUGCCAGGUGGUGGCUCAACCCACUGAUGCGAGCUCCGCGGCAGAGCAUUUUCAAGUAAUUGUUUUCUUGAGCAAGUUCUAAAUGGUCGAGUAUACCUAAAAUUAAUAGUUCUAACCCGAUGGGCGUGAUUUACGAAGACUGCUGAUUUCGAGUAGCUUCUUUCUUUGAGGCUAUGCAGUUACUUAAGUGUACAGGCUUCAUAUAGUUACCCUUGCAUCGUGUUUGCCUUUGAAGGAGGACUUAGAUGAAUUCAUCGCUGAAGUCAUUGAACAGCCUUGUGAUGUCACCAUGACAGUACAACUUAAGGAAGAUUUCCGGCCCUGGCAUGUGGUGUAGUAGGUUAAACCUCCACUUGCGGUGCCGGUUCCAGUUCCAGCUGCUCCACUUCUAGUCCUGCUCCCUGCUGAUGUGCCUGGGAAAGCAGUGGAGGAUGGCCCUAGUGCUUGGGGCCCUGCACUCAUGUGGGAGACCUGGAAGAAGCUCCUGGCUCCUGACUUUGGAUCGGCGUAGUUCUGGCCAUUGCAACCUUUUGGGGAAUGAACCAGUGGAUGGAGAACCUUUCUCUCUGCCUUGCUCUUUCUCUCUCUGUAGCUUUACCUUUCAAAUGAAUAAAUACAUAUUUUAAAGAAGACAGAUUUCUAAACAUUUUAUAACCUCUGGUAAUAACCUAGUAAUAAUCCAUAAUAAUGGCUCAAAUUAUUUGGGCUCCCUGCAUCCCAGGCACUGGACAACGGCUUUCCUUAUAUCGUGUUGUCUUCUUUACCAUCAUACGAGGAAGUCUGUCAUCAUGACUAGUUUACAGAUGAGUGAACUACAUACAGAGAGGUUAAGAAACUCAUGAAGGUCUCUCCAGGGUCACCUGGCUGACCAAGCCCAGUGAAUGAGGUGCUACAAUGUCUUAAUCCAAUGUUUGUUUCACCCCCUUUACUUUCCACAAUUCCCUAAGGGAGCCCCUAGGGCCAGAUAUUACAUAAAUGGAUUGCGGACUAAUUAACCCACCUAUUUUAGAUGUUAUGGCCACGUUCAGUAGCUGUAGGUUUCUACAGAUAGUGUUCUGGUUUUAUUUUACUGAGCUAGCACAUAUUUGGAGGGUUGGCACCCGCCCUCACUGUGGGAUUUUCUUGCAGAAAACACAUGCUUGUGGUUGAUCUCAGCCGAGAGUUCCCCGUGGAUGAACAUCUGUGUCAACACUGAUGCCUCUGCAGCACUGCGUCCUGUACGUGGGGAUCACCCAGGACCUCCGGGCAUCCCGAUGACUGUGUGGUUGGAAAUCGGGCUUCUUUCUUGGUGGAACCCACUAACCAAUUCUCUUGAAAAUUGCAGGCAGAGUGACAGUGAGAAGUAACCUGGAUUUCCUCUCCUUCCCAGACAGACACUUUUGGGCACCUGCAGAAUGAGAGACCCUGUGUGAGGCAUUGGGAUUGUACUGGUAUUGGGCCAUACAUGCUUCUUAAAGAUUUAUUUAUUUACUUUAAAGACAGACUGACAGAAGGAGAUAACACACACACACACACUCACACUCACACACACUCAGAGAAGCAGAGAGAAAAGAGAUCUUCCGUCUGCUAUUUUACUCUCCAAAUGGCCACAGCAGCCAGCUCUGAGCCAGGCUGAAUCCAGGAGCCGAGAACUCCAUCUGGGUCUCCCACAUCUAUGGCAGGGGCCUCAGUAUUUGGGCCGUCUUCACUGCCUUCCCAGGCGCACUAGCAGGAAGCUGGAAUGGAAGCAGAGUAGCAAGAACCUGAGCCAGCAGCUCUAACAUGGGGCACCAGGAUUGUCCACAGCAGCCCAACUGGCUGUGCCACACCUCCAGCCUGCGCAUACAUUUUUGGUGGUUAAGAUAAUCAUUAUUUAUGUUCACAGUAAGUAAGAAAGAUGCCAUGCCAUUCUAAGUGCUGCACAAAAUUAAAAUUAGAUAGGAUUAAAUGAAAAAAAGUGAAUAGAAGGCAGCAUUGGAGUGGCUUCAGUGUGGUGAACCAUGUGACAGUGGUGUGAAUCGGGACCACAGGACGGCUCGUAGGCUGGGACUUGGAACUUCAGUGUUUAUUAUGGGAAAGCGAGGCUUUUGUUCAGGCAGUAAUGGGAGAGGAUUUAUUAGCGUUUCUGUAUCAUCAUUUAUGUCCUCGUGGUCCCUGUUGGGAGAAUGGAUUGUGGGGAAGCCAGGAAGAAGCAGAAAGCUCAGCUAGAAGGUUGUCACAGGCGACUGGGUAAGGCAAGAUGGUGGCAUGACCUCGUGUGGUGUGGGUGGAGAUGGACGAGAGGGGUGGAUGUAACCUUUGAUAGGUAGAGCCUGUGUGCGGCUAUCAUAAGGGAAUGGAGGAUGGCACCCAGCCUUCUGAGACAGAGAAGCCCUGAGGUGUUGAGGUUUGGGAGAUAACAGGAUCUGGAUGUAGUCUUGAUUUUGAUUUGAGUUGAAAGCUUCCAUUUCUUAGCUAAGCAGAGAGUAGGAAGUGAUAUAUGUGAGCCUGGACUAUUGGGGAGUGAGUAGAGCUUCUAAGUGUUUGGGAGUCAUUGACAUUUUGUGAAUGCUUGUAUGUAAGUCAGGCCCCUCACUCUGGGGAGACCAUAGAGGACGAGGUGUUCAAUCACGGUGCUCACUCUGGGGAGACCACAGAGGACAGGUGCAGACAGAAUCACUGGUGCUCACUCUGGGAGACCACAGAGGACAGGUGCAGACAGAAUCACUGGUGCUUACUGUGGGAGACCACAGAGGACAGGUGCACAGACAGAAUCAUGGUGCUCACUCUGGGAGACCACAGAGGACAGGUGUGCAGACAGAAUCACGGUGCUCACUCUGGGAGACCACAGAGGACAGGGGCGCAGACAGAAUCACGGUGCUCACUCUGGGGAGACCACAGAGGACAGGUGCACAGACAGAAUCACUGGUGCUCACUCUGGGAGACCACAGAGGACAGGUGUGCAGACAGAAUCACGGUGCUCACUCUGGGAGACCACAGAGGACAGGGGCGCAGACAGAAUCACUGGUGCUCACUCUGGGAGACCACAGAGGACAGGUGCACAGACAGAAUCACUGGUGCUCACUCUGGGAGACCACAGAGGACAGGUGUGCAGACAGAAUCACUGGUGCUCGCUCUGGGAGACCACAGAGGACAGGUGCAGACAGAAUCACUGGUGCUUACUGUGGGAGACCACAGAGGACAGGUGCACAGACAGAAUCAUGGUGCUCACUCUGGGAGACCACAGAGGACAGGGGCGCAGACAGAAUCACGGUGCUCACUCUGGGAGACCACAGAGGACAGGGGCGCAGACAGAAUCACAGUGCUUGCUCUGGGGAGACCACAGAGGACAGGUGCACAGACAGAAUCACUGGUGCUCACUCUGGGAGACCACAGAGGACAGGUGUGCAGACAGAAUCACGGUGCUCACUCUGGGAGACCACAGAGGACAGGGGCGCAGACAGAAUCACGGUGCUCACUCUGGGAGACCACAGAGGACAGGGGUGCAGAAUCACGGUGCUCACUCUGGGGAGACCACAGAGGACAGGGGCGCAGACAGAAUCACUGGUGCUCGCUCUGGGAGACCACAGAGGACAGGUGUGCAGACAGAAUCACGGUGCUCACUCUGGGAGACCACAGAGGACAGGUGCUCAGAUCACGGUGCUCACUCUGGGAGACCACAGAGGACAGGGGUGCAGAAUCACGGUGCUCACUCUGGGAGACCACAGAGGACAGGGCGCAGACAGAAUCACGGUGCUCACUCUGGGAGACCACAGAGGACAGGGGCGCAGACAGAAUCACGGUGCUCACUCUGGGGAGACCAUGAAGGACAGGUGCACAGACAGAAUCACGGUGCUCACUCUGGGAGACCACAGAGGACAGGGCGCAGACAGAAUCAUGGUGCUGGACUGUUUCAGUAGAGUGAUGCUCUCUGUUGGAAACCUCUUCAUAAUAUUUUAUUUGCUGUGGUGAUACUUUAAUAUUUCUGAAGUGAUCUUAAGAGUGGACGUGUAGCCUAGCUUUUAAAACUGACCCCUGUCAGUUUUUGGAGUACUUUGGUUUAAUUCAUGGCUCCAGCUCCUGGGAGGCAGUGGAGAUGGCUUACAUAACUGUGUCUCUGCCACCCACGUGGGAGACUAGGAUUGUGUUCCCAGCGGCUGGCUCCGGCCCUGGCCACAGCCUUUGGGAAGUGAAGUGGCUGAUGGGCACUGGCUCUGUCUCUCUGACUCUCAAAUUAGGAAUAAUAAUCUUUAAGAAAGAGAAGCCAUGUUUAUAUGUGACAAAAAGUCCCAAAAUGAUUUCUUUCAACAUCUUAGGGCAAUAUUUUCCAUGCUUGAAACGUAGUUGACAUUCUGACGACAAGGAACGAGGUCAGACUCUUACGAUGAAGAAUUUGAUGUGGAUUCUCUGCAGUAUUUAUGUGUGUUCUUCUCUCAGUCAGCAGUUGAGGCUUACAUGGUUUUUUUCUUGGGGUGUGGGGAGGCACUGGGCAAGGUAAGGCAUGCGUUUUAACGAUUUUCCUAACUUUCUUGGUUCCCAAGUAGAUACGUUUUUUUUUUUUUUUUUUUUGACAGGCAGAGUGGACAGUGAGAGAGAGAGACAGAGAGAAAGGUCUUCCUUUGCCGUUGGUUCACCCUCCAAUGGCCGCCGUGGCCGGCGCGCUGCGGCCGGCGCACCUCGCUGAUCCGAUGGCAGGAGCCAGGUGCUUCUCCUGGUCUCCCAUGGGGUGCAGGGCCCAAGCACCUGGGCCAUCCUCCACUGCACUCCCUGGCCACAGCAGAGAGCUGGCCUGGAAGAGGGGCAACCGGGACAGAAUCCGGUGCCCCGACCGGGACUAGAACCCAGUGUGCCGGCGCCGCUAGGCGGAGGAUUAGCCUAGUGAGCCGCGGCGCCAGCCUAGUAGAUACGUUUUGACAUCAGAAGUCUUCCCUGCUGUUUCUCACCCCCACUGCUCUUUUAAUUGUUGCACUUUUCCCUGGGGGUCUUGGGGUGGGAAGGCUCAGUGUUUCAGAGGCCCACGGAGUGUCCUUGUCACUGCAGCAUGUGAAGAAUGCCAGGCUGGCAGCCGUGGGCAUCCCUGUGGACUGUGUGAAUCGCUGAGCAUUUGCCCUGUGACGGGAAUGGACACAGUGACAUGUUAAUGUGACACAGCAGUUAGUGAUGCAGGGCCAGGAGCCUGGUUUCCUGCGAGGAUUCUAGUUCACCCCACUUGCAUUAUUAACACCUUUUGUAAGAAGAUCAAACCCGGGAAGCUCAGGACAUCACCAGGGCUUUAUCGGUGGCUUGGAAGGUUGCUUUGCUAUCAAAGGGAAAUGCAUGGGGUCUAUUAAUGCAAGUUGAAGGCUCACAUUUCUCAUAGUUAGUGAAAACAAGAUCUGUCACCGUCCACUAAAAUUCCCCAAGGCUGAUGGAUUCGGCACUAAAUCAGGACUUAGGGCUGGGUGUUGAGAUGUAAAGCAUUGUGAGCUUCCAGAAUCCACACGAGGAAGUUGAGAAAAGAAUGGACACACACACACACACACACACACACGUGCACACACACGUACACAGUUUGUAAGUCAUGCAUGGUGAUCACGGACGUGUUCAAACAAGGGGCUUAGGAGUAACAGACGGCCAAGGGCUGAGUUAUGUUUUUCUAGUCGAUCAUCUCAUUGGUGGUAUGCAAUUACAGAAAGCAGUUUGCAAGUAUUGCACAGAAUCUCAUUCCUAACAUUCAUGACUGCUGCGGUUGGUGCCUUGGCAUAGUGGGCUAGAACUCUGCUUACAGCACUGGCGUCCCAUAUAGGUGCCUGUUUGUGUCCCGGCUGCUCCUCUCCCCAGCUCUCUGCUAUGGCUUGGGAAAGCAGUAGAAGAUGGCCCAAGUAUUUGGGCCCCUGCACCCAAGUGGGAGACCUGGAAGAAGCUCCUGGCUUCGGAUUGGCCCGGGUCUGGCCCUUGCAACCCUUUGGGGAGUAAACCAGCAGAUGGAAGACCUUUCUCUCUGUCUCUCCCUCUCUCGGUCUGUAACUCUAUCUCUCAAACAAAUAAAUAAGGUCUUUAAAAAAGAACUCAUGGUUGCUGAGAAAUUGAGAAUUAAUUGGAACAAAUCAAGUGAGUAGGUCAGAUGAUAACCUUAAGUGCCUUGAGUGGCACUCAGCCUGAUUUUUAAAAUUCUAUGUUUUCUCAUUUCUGCUGCGUGAUAGUAAUAAGAUAAUACCUUCUUUUUUUAAAAAAAAAUAUUUAUUCAGUUAUUCAAGAAGGCAGAGUGAUGAAAAAACAGGUAGAGACAGAGGGAGAUGGAGAUCUUCCAGCUAUAGUUUAGUCCCCAAUGCUGGGAGCAACCUAAGCUGAGCCAGGUAGAAGCCAGGAACCAGGAACUCUUUCUAGAUCCCCCAGCUGGGUGGAAGGGAUCCAGAUACUUGGGCCGUCCUCUGCCGCCUUCCCAGCCAAUUACCCGGGAACUGGAUUGAAAGUGGAAUGGCCAGGAUACAGACUGGCCCUCCAGUAUGGCAUAUGGGCACCCCAAUGGCAGCUUAAUGCACUGUGGCACUACACUGGUCUCAGAUAACACAGUAUUAAAGGAAGGACCUGGAGCUCGCCGAGGGCAGUGAAAGUGAAAGGUAGGGUUUGCCCCAACUGAUCAGGCCUUGUAAUGAUUUCGUGAGCUGCCUAUGCAAAAGCUCUACCAUAGUAUGGCUUCAGAUCUGAUUUUACAGCAGAUCCAGGCUAGCAGAUGGGGCCAGUGAGGGAGAAGAUUAAUUUAUUUCAUUUUAUUCUAUUUUGGGGAUUACAACAUCAUAGAACAUCUCUUUAUUGUCAACAAGAGUAAUAAUCUGAUAAAAAUAUAGUGCGGUGAUAACAAGCACCCUGGAAGAUGCUUGGGAAAAAUCAAAUCCAAUAACUACGCUUUUGUUUCUCGCCAUCUGUUUCUAUGUCACUGCUUGAGCAGGGAGAAAGUUCUAGAGUGGUGUCCACUGGGCGCUAACCACUGGGUUUGUGGGUAGGGAGAGAGUGAGCUUGAAUAGAUGGCCCUGCCGUAGGCAGUGAACUUGGAAAGUGUAAAGAUUCGGGAAACUGGGGCCCUGGAUCCUGACCCCGUUGUUGUAGAGGAGGUUUGAUUACCAGGAAGAGUGUCCAGGAGGCUCCCUGUUCCCUGGAAGGGCUGGACGCAGGUUCUCCCGUGGCCCCGAGCUGUUGCAUCCUUACUUUGGGAAUCUUGUUUCUGCCAAGGUUCAUUCUCCCCGGAAAGUGCCCUUCUUAGGAGGUGGGCAUCACCAGCAGGGCGUUAGAAACCCUCCAGUGCGCCCCUAGGUGUCUGCUGUGAGGUGUUUAAUAUCCCCCUGAGUAAGCUGGGCAAGUCAGGAGUUCUCCCAUGUCUCAUUUUCCUCUCCUCUGCAGGCAGCUGCCAUGAUUUUCUUGUGAUUAUGGGUCGGGACAAGUACUAUAAUUAAAGUAAAUUAUAAUAGUGGAUGCCUAGCCCUUUGUGCAAAAGGUGUGGUAUAAACAGAAAGAUAGAAUCUGACGCCGCCCCCGGUGCUCACCUGCUGGUCAGAGGUGCGGGCACCGACGUCCUGAAGCUUCAGUGAGUCCCAGCAGGCCCUCUGGGUCAGGGUUGCAAACCUCCUGGGCACUCUGUGCGGCUCUUGGUGGAACGCUCUGUCUCCUGUGUAACACAAGGGAGCAAGGAUGUGGCCCCGGAAGCAAGGCCCUUCUGGAGCCAGAGUGGCUGCCCUGGGCCCACAGAGCACAUCCCUGUGCAGUGUUCUGGCUGCAGAUGUACCAAUAGGGUUUUGGAAUGCACGUCCGAUGAUGUGACUUCUCUCUCUGCAGCCUCACCAGCAAUCCUAAGCUAUUCUUCAUUUCCUCGUAGGCAGGUGAUUUGUUUUGCUAGUUAGGUGUUGAUUUUGUUGGGGUGUAGCAUGGCGUAUCGAGAGAGAGCAGAGCUGCACCGCCAAGUGAGCAGAGCCAUUGGGUGUUCUUCCUGAAAUGUUAAACCCGCUGUGUGCUUGCGUGUGCUUGCGUGUGCUUGUCAGCCAUGGGAGAGAAGGCCUCUGCCCAGGUCCCUCUGCGAUUCCUUCCAUCUGGACGCUGCCGGAAGAAGUUGCUCAGGGGUGUGCACGUUUCAGAUCCGGACUCAGGAGAGGCAGCGGCUGGGGGUCAGUGUGCGAGUGUCCUCACCUCGCCCUGCUGGCCCGAGCUCAGAGGGCAGCCUGGCGUCCCGCUGCCUGCGACGCUGUGUGCUCCCGGGCCUCUACGUCUGCCCUUCCGCCCCCGAGGGGCACACGCCCUGGUCAGGACACAUUCCUGCGCUGUGUCCUGCACGUUUCACGUGUUGUUUUUCGUCUGAGCCCUGCUUGGGGCUGACAGGUGCCUCUGGGCACGUGCUGCCCCGGGGCCUGUCCUCCUCAGCAUUGGGGCGUGUUUGGUCCAGUGUUACUGCUCUGCUAUCGUAGCACACGUGGGCCAGGGUGACUCCUUCAGGCGCUUGGGGCUCGGCGUGCUCUCUGCAUUUGUGAGCUGCGGAAGGCAGGUGUUGGCAGCUGUGGAGGAGGAGGAAGGGCCGUCUUGUGGGGUGGCAGCAAUUGUCAGCCAAUGGCGAGGUUUUGACUGCAGUCCACAGAGGGGCCCUGAGUUACAGCCGAAACCUCGUCAGCGGCUCGGGACACGGAGCGCGGGUCCUUACUGUCUGUCCCGCAUGGAGGAAGUGUUGCCAUGGAAACGUCCAGUGAUGAAAUCCUUCUACCCAAUUCGAUAGAACCAGGAGAUGGGGGUAUUGUGAGCUGAUCAGGUCAGUAUGGUGGGGCUCCCAUGGUGGCAUCAGUGCCCUGAUGAGAUGUCCACCCUGUAAGGACACACGGAGGUGUGACCACCUCCCACCCAGGAAGCCGGUCUUCACCAGCCACUGCUCUGCCUUGACCUUGGAUGGUGCAGCCUCUGCAGCUGUGUGAGAUCCAUUGCUGGGCCGGUGCCGCGGCUCACUAGGCUAAUCCUCCACCUUGCGGCGCUGGCACACCGGGUUCUAGUCCCGGUCGGGGCGCCGUAUUCUGUCCCGGUUGCCCCUCUUCCAGGCCAGCUCUCUGCUGUGGCCAGGGAGUGCAGUGGAGGAUGGCCCAGGUGCUUGGGCCCUGCACCCCAUGGGAGACCAGGAGAAGUACCUGGCUCCUGCCAUCGGAUCAGCGCGGUGCGCCGGCCGUGGCGGCCAUUGGAGGGUGAACCAGCGGCAAAGGAAGACCUUUCUCUCUGUCUCUCUCUCUCUCUCACUGUCCACUCUGCCUCUCAAAAAAAAAAAAAAAAAAAAAUCCAUUGCUGGGUUUAAACCCCUCCAUGGGUGGUCUCCCGCAGCCUGAACUUGGUGAGCAGUGGGAUGAUCACAAAGAAUGGCUGGUGGGCAAAGGAGUGAGGACCUGAGGGGCUGUGGUGGCAAAGAGACGGCACAGAGGGGGAGGGGGCAUGUCUCAAGAGCAAGGACUGUAAGCAUGGAAGCAGGUGCAUUGAGCUUCGUGACCACGCUUGUGUCUGUGACUUUAAAAUCUACUAGGUGUGGUGGCCGGUUCCUGCUUUGCAUGUUGCACACAGAGGCAAGGGGUAACUGGGCCCUGUCUGUCAGGUGUCAGAUUAUAUGGGUAGUUGGGAAGAAAAAUGCACAAACUGGGAUCCUGUGGGAGGCUUGGCAAAUACUGAUUGAGGUGAGAAAUUAAGCAAAAAGUUGUAGCAAGGCAGGUGCUGUGCAUAAGGAGGAGUGGCCAGUGCAGUCUGUAGGCGGAGUCCAGAGGGAUCAUAUAUUUAAUUAGAAGCUGUAGCAGGUAAUGUUCAAAUAGUCUUUGAUGGGCAGUUGCCCCUGAAUUAUAGCCCCGAUGUUGUAUUUCUUGUAGUGAAAAUUCUUAUGCGUGAAACGUCCAAGCAGCAGCAUGCUAAAAUAAUACCGUGGGGAAUUCAAAUGCAGACUAUAAAUUAACCUCUCUUAUUUUUUGCCUGGUAAGAUAAAGAGAGACUCUGCAUGGGAUAUAAAAAGUCGUUAGAAUGCUGUCCAGCGCCUGUCCAGGCUUCCUAUUUUAGUAGCUGAAAAACGCUUGCACGCGCAGAGAUUCUGGCCGGAGCAGUUUCCUUCCUGCUCACCGUGCGUGGUGUGACCUCGGUUGCUCUUUUCUUAAGUCUGGAGGCUUUCAGCCUUGGCACACCUGCCCUUUUGGGUUGGGUAGUUUCUCCAUUUUGGGGGGCUGUAGGGUAUUUGUUAGCUCCUGGCCUCUGCCCACUGGAUACCAGUAGCAUCCUUGGGCUGUGACAGUCAAAACUGUCCCCAGACAGUGCUAAAUAUUCCUGUAGAAGGGGAGUAAAAGUCACCUGUGGUUUUGAACUGCUUGCCUAAAUGCACCUUACUAAAUUAAAAGGCACUGGGUGUGCGCUUCUGUAGCCAUAAAUCUUGGAAAGGAAGCUCUCGGACUUGGUGUGUUGCAUUUUCGUGGUGACUUUAACCGUAUUCCUGACCUUAGAGCAGUAGCUUGCACCUAGUGUGUGGGCGAGAGAGCCCUGGGAUGGAAGUGAGGCUAGCGGGUCCUGGCGUGAGCAAGACUGCUUUCUCUGCCUCCCACAACACACACCUCCACCGAGAUGCGAUUGCUGGGACGUGCGGGACCUGACUUUCGAUGGGUGAUGACUUUGGGGUUCAUCUCACACUUACCAUGGUCAGCAUGGGUGAGAGCGGGUGACACGCUGCCCCCAGUUAGCGUCUAUCUUCCUUGACCCCCACCCCAACACUUUCCCCUCUCACUUAAGUACCAAUGGGUUUUAAGGUCAAAGAAUGGAACAGAUCCAAUCUGUUGAUGAGCGGUGGAGGAAUUAGAAAUUUUUCCAAAAGAGUUUUGAGAGUUAAUGUGUGGCCCAAUGAUCCCCUGCUGUUCUUUCCUUUGCCUGUCUUCUUUUCCCAGCGUCUCUCCACAAUAGCCAAGUGUUAGUGUGAAAAGUGUCCUUGGAAUAAUGAGGGAAAAGUGUUCUUGGUUUUUCCUCUGAAACUCAGAGUUCCUGGAGCAGAGGGUAGGUUAAAGCUGCUUUUGGGAGCACAGUUGUUAAACUUUCCCUGUUUCAUGCUGCGCUGCUUUCUGAGCAUGUCCCGAUGAAGAAAGUUGUCCAGCAGUGGACGCUCCCACAGUCUGUGUCUCUCAGCUAAGUGAGAGACUUGUGGCCUUGCCACACGUUACGUGAACGUGGGAAACCCUUGGAAGGAGCGCGAGGCCAUCAGUGAGUGAGUGAAUUACAGCGAGGCAGACAGAAGUCACUCUGAUUUCAUAGGUGUCCCGCCGGGCCUGUCUUGCAUAUAUUUUCCAUUUUAUUUGAAGGAAAAUCCCACCUAAUUUGCUUAGACGAACCAUCUGGAAGUACUUUUUCUCUUUAUUGCCUCUUGACACUUUGCCAAACCUGAAAGAAAAAAAAAAAAGGAUGAGAAAAUUGGAAGAGGGCUGAAUUUAAUAUGACGAGUGUUAAAGGGAACGCUAAUCUUGGUCUUCCAGCACAGGCAUAGAGCUGCAUCAGGCUCCCUUACGCCCUCUUUGGAAUUAACUGUCCUCUGGCAUGUGGCGGAGCCCUUGGUUUCCUUCCUUCCUUGGCCUAUCGCUUUACUUCCGAGACCCCGCUGGGGCCCAGCACACCUUACACGUGUCUGUGUUCAGUCGCUGCCUUAGCAAGGAGAAUGCCAUCUUACAGCUGAGCGGCCCAGAGGCUGCGCAGGUCAGUCCUGGGGCAUGGUGCAAGCCUUCUUUCACUCUGGCCCAAGGCUUUUCUGCUUUCUGGAAUGGAAUCCUUAAAAGGGGCAGUGUUUGCAAAGCUGUGUCUUGGUGGUAGCUACACCCAGGAAUCAUGUGGUCAUAGUUGAUGUCUUGGAAAUACGCUGUGCUCUGAUUAAUCGGAGUCAGAUGUCUCUCUGCUUAAACAUCCAUCCUGUCUUGGGCUGAUCAGAUCAUCCCUUUCUUCUGGGUCACGUAUCCUGGACUUUGGGAAGGUCCAAGUCUUAUGGAAACUGAGACGUAUCCUGAAAUGUGAAAUGAUUAUAGAGCAAUCAUCUAUGAAAUGCAUACUAUUUAUAAUGGGCCUGCAACAUGUAGGAACAGUCCUGGGUAUUUUAUUUUAGUCGUGAUAGGAACUCUGUAAGGUAAGGGGAUCUUGAUUCUGUGUAGUAGAUACAGCUGAGAGACAAUUUUCCAGAGGUAGAAUUACGAAGCUGGGAUUCAUUCCCGUCUCUGCUAACUCAACAGCUCAUGCUGUAGCACUGGGGAAAAUGACUAACAUUUUGCUUCUCUUGAUUGUGAAUGAUGUCUGUGGCUGGUAUUUUCUUGUGAUGAUUGCAUCUGGCAGGUUUUGCUAAGGUUUUGGAUAAGUGUCUUAUUGCAUUUGUAUGAAGAUUUCUAGUAGAGAGUGUUACCAAUGUUUUCCUGUAAUGAUUGGUAGAAAGUAGAAACAUCACUUGAGCCAGUGACUCCUACCCAUUUGAAAAUGGACCCAUUUUCAUCUGUUGAUAUUUAUGCAAGGUUUGUGAUAUUUAGCGUGCUGAAUACAGAUCUGUGUCAUCAAAUUUAAUCCAAGCAGCAUCCACGCUCAUUUAGUGAAACUAUAUUGCAUAGCCAUCAGUUGAAAGAGCUAGAGAAAAACAGUUAUCUUAGAUGAAAGUGAUUUCUUUUUACAUGUCGUUGAGUUGCUAGAUCUUGAAUACAGCUGAGUAGUUUUCCAUAUAUUAUGCUUCAUUUAUUUUGAGCAAAAUUAGUGUUGUUCAGUGGUGUCCUUUAAAGCCCCAAAUAUUAUUAAAAUGAAAUAUGAUGAUAAUAACAUCUGUUUAUGCAUGUAAUAUGUGUUUUCCUAAAAUAAUUGCAUAAUAAAUUUUCAUUUUACAGUGACAAAGAGCUGGGUGUCCUUUUAGCUCUCACCCGGUUAAGCAAGAAACACGAGAGAUGAUAAUUAGGAAUCAGGUACUCCUAGAAAGAAAAAAUGUUAGAGAAUUUUCUCUCCCAGCUUUUUUCAGAUGAGUUUCAUCUUUGAGUUUCAGAGAUUGUACAUACCUAUUUGGAUACACAUCUUGUUUGUGUUCAGUGGAAUUCAUCAAAAGGACCAAUGAACUUGCGAAGGCUUUGUUGUCAGGGAGUUUCAGGAAACAGGAAUAUUUCAGAAGCAUUAAAAUUAUCGUGGCUAUUAAAUCUGACUUCUAUUAAACAUAAACAGCUUUUGUUGCCCAUAUGUAACAAGAACGUUGGGAAACAUUGCUUUCGUGAGUCUGUAGCUGUGGGCACUCACCAGACUGAAUACAUAGUGAUUUAUUCUCCACUUAACUCAGUGACUUCCAGCAUUCAUUCCUCCCCUCUGCUCUAACCUCCUCUCCCCUACCCCCUGUCAGCCACACAGCCCUGCAGGCUCUGCCACUCCUUCAAUGCACAGGACUUUGAGGAUUAAGCUCCUUCCUUUGGAAAGUCCCACUGGCACGUGCCACACGGCUUUGUCCCAGGUUAUCAGUGUGUGCCGCCCUGACUACUGCUGUGAGUGUGCCCUUUAAACCUUGCUGUUUCUGUCUAAGGCUUCCAGAGCCAACUGAGUUCUAUUUUCCUCCUGAUCUCCUUAGUCUUCCUAGUUGACUCUAUAUGCAUAUGGCACCUUGUCUUCAGAGGUGUUGGGUGGUAAGUGACGCCCUUACUGCUUUCCCAGGGAUUUCUCAGGGCAAUUUCAAAAAUGUUAUUUUCCACUGUAGUGUCAGUGGAUAAUUUUAUUCCCCAUUUCACUGGGAAAUGCCCGUCAUUUCCAGUGUCUCCUGCAUUCUUGACUCAGAGGAGCCCAAUGCCUGACCUCAUACCCUACCUGGGGGUGCAGGUUUUUUUUUUGCCCCUUGGCAGUGCCCAUCUGCGUGGGUUGUAUGCAUUGGUAGAGGUUACAGGUGAAGCACCAUGGACUGCUGAUGGACCAUUUGCGAGUGCAUUGCUAUGGUAAUGAAGCCUCUUUCUAGGAAAAAAAUAAUAGAAUUGGAAACUGUUUGAUGUAGAAAAAUGUGGUAGAGGCAUCACAGUGAAAGCAAUUCGAUGCUUUUUAUUUGAUAUAUACCUCUGUAGUCUAAAGAGUGUAAUGCAGUGAUCAAGAUAACGCUUCCAAAGAUCUUCAUGGAUAGGCUCUAAGUAGCAGGAUAAUCUGGGAGGUGAGGGACUCUACUUGAUUUUUGCAGAAAGACUUCUAUAGACUUAACUAGGACAAGCAGGAGAGGAGUGAGGGAGGGGCACCUGGAAUCCCCAGCAUGGGGGAGUUUCUGUUCCUCAUUUAGGGGGACAGGACAGCCCCUCCUGCAGGAGACCAUCCUGCAUGGAUCCAGUGUAGACGCUCGAGGUAAAGUCCUGGCUGACAGUCACAGCAAGUGCUUGGCCUUAGCCAGUCUCCGUGUGCCCUGCUGUAAGUGGGGAUACGUUCUAGUCAUGGCCACACAUUCAGUGUCGGUCUUCCUGUGUGCUGGUAGCAGGAUUCAUCCUUUUUUCUUCUCUUCCCAUUCCUUCCUGGUUGGUAACUGCUUUCGUUCCUUGAACCAGUGAUGAGCCAUCCUCCUGGCAGUGGGCGAGAUGCCCUAGCGAUGCCGUUUGGUUUUCAGUGAAUGGAUGACGUCAGAGAUGCUGAGCCCGAGCUGAUUUGGGACUGUGUGAGUGACACGCAGGUGCCUUCUGGGCACGUGGCCGGGUGUGUACUUCCGCUUCCUCGGGAAGUUUGUGUUGUGAGAGUGUGGGUUGAGUUUCAUGGCUUGAAGCGCCUGAAUUCAGGCAGCAUGGUUAAGGCGUAGAACACACACGCAAAGCUUGCCUUGCAGCCGUCUGCUUUAACCCAGUGCCUGAGCUCGGUGGUGUCCAGUUAAGAAGACAACUCCAGAGCCCUGGAGAUUUGUCCGUGGCGUGGCGGAGUUUGAUUUCUACCUUUCUACCCUGCAGUCAUCGACCUGCAUUUUUUGUUGUGGGGGCGGUGGUGUUGGACUGGAAUAACUGGCUUAGUAUGCGUGAAUGUUGAAAGCAAGUUUCAGAGUGUUGUUGUGAGCUAUUUUAUUUACGGUUACAUAGUGUAUAUAGUUUUUCAAGUUAUCACAGGAUGAGAUGAGAAAAGUCUUUUUGAAAGAAAGAGUCCAGAUGGGAACUGUGAUUUGCUGUUAUUCAAGAAUAAAUAUAAUGAGUAGGUAGAGAACAGGCUGCGUGGCAAUGCUGGCAGCUCGGCUGUGUCUUACUUGCAGAUUGUUUUAUUUACUUAUUUAUAAUUGGUGAAAGAGUAGCCUUGAUGCUUCUGCAAGAUUAAAGACAAAUGCAAUGAAAAUCCCAAGCCUGGCAAGAUUGACUGCUGAACGCCCAGGGAAAUCAGACAGUAAAACAGCCCCAGGAAGUGGAGCGGAAUGAUUUAGAAAGGUGAAUCAGGAAAGGACCCGGUUCUCUGGAGCUUAUGUAACACCAAAGAAAAUCUACUCCACAUAUCAUAUUCUUAAUGCGAUCCUGAUAUCCUUCUAGAGUGCAUCAUGAUGAUGUAAUUUUUUACUUUCUUAAUAGUAGUCCGACAAGAUCAGAUGGUUUCUUUUGUCUGGUUAUUAUAGAUGGAGGUGCAUGUGAAUCUGUUAUUCACCUACUUUCUUUUAUUUAAUAAAAUAAAGAUAGUAGAAAAUAAAAUUUCUAGCAUUAGCUUUUAAUUGAGUUGUAUUUUUAUUUUUAUUUAAAAAUUUUUUUGGAGCUGUAUUUUUAAAAAUACUUAUUUUAUCUAUUUGAAUGCAGAGUUACAGAGAGAGAGGGAGGUCUUCCAUCUGCUGCUUCACUUUCUAAAUGGCUAGGGCCGGGCCAAGCUGAAGCCAGGGCCAGGAACUUCUUCCAGGUCUCCCAUGUGGGAGCAGGGGCCCAAGCACUUGGGCCAUCCUCUGUUGCCUUCGCAGGCUCACUGGCAGGGAGCGGGAUCAUAAGUGGAGCAGCUGGGACUUGAACCUGUGCCCAUGUGGGAUGCUGACAUUGCAGGUGGUAGCUUAACCUGCUAUGCCACAGCACCAGCUCCAAAAUCAAGAAACCAAAAGCAAAACUGAAUUUGUUUUUCUCAGCUAAGUAUUUUUAUGGGUAUUUUCACAGGGAGUUACAUAAUUGUUUUAAAGUAGGAUUGAAUUGUGCCUGAAUAGAAAGUAAAGGAGAAUAUAUCACACCUAUUUUUUAAAAAAAUUUUUUUAAUUAUGAGAGUGUGAGCAAGUCCCUCCACCUGGUGAUUCAGUUCCCAAAUACCCACAACUGGUUGGGCUCAAAGCUGGGUGCCAGGGACUCAAUCCACGUCUCUCAUGGAUGUGGUGGCAACCCAGUCCCUGGGGCCAUUGUCGCUACUCGGCAGGGCUGUCUGAAUUCGGAAACUGGUGACCCAAAGGGAUGCAUUCGUCUGUUGAAAGCACAGGUUUUCGAAGCCCUUUGGAAAGCCUGGUGGAUUUGGUUUGGGGAGCUUCGUGUGGUAUCACCUGCUCCUUCCUGAUCCUGACACAGCCCCAUUGUAAUGCAUCAGGGCUGAGCUGCUCUGUAGCCAGAUGCAUUUAAUCAUCUCUUAAAGGAGAGAGAUGGAAAGAGAGAGGGAGAGAACGAGAGCCAGCGCUGGGACUGGGGGUGUGCCCCAGAGCACACAGGGAGAGAUGGAGGGCCGCGGGGUCUCAGUUCUUGCCCAGCCCUGAGCCUCAGUAUCCAGGCCCUAAAGUGGUUGUCCCAAGCUUUCGCCCAACCUGGGCCAGUCACUCAGUUGAGCAGGUGUGCCUGGGGAGGGCUUUGGUCGGCACUGAUGAAUCCAGGUGUCACCUGGAUCCCAAAUUGUCCCUGGGGUCAUGGAAUCAGAUGUGCUGCGUGACUGGCUUGGCUUUCUCGAGGAGUCAUUUUCAUGUGUUGUCAGCCGCACUUCUUAACGGACAGAUGAGAAACCACUCUUUGUAUGCAAAACCAGGGUGCCAAGGGAUCAUGGAAGGGCAGCUAGUGGACAAGUCCACACAGAGACUCCAGGUUGAGUGUCAGCUCCACUUCCAGCUGGUCCUGUGGCUCUGCCAGGCACGUGGCUUCUCCCCUCGAGGCCUCGGUUUCCAUGUGUGUGAAAAGAGAAGGUUGCAGUAGAAUCGGUGGUUUUCAAGCCGUGCUUGAAAUGGCCCCCGAUUUUGUUCAAAAUAAUGCCUGGGGAGGGAGGGCUGGGCUCCAAGCUUCUGGAAUUAGGGUUUCAUGGUUAGGUGAGAGGUUGCAAAUCAGACUAAAGGUUCCUGGAGCUCUUCUGACUCUAUGGCGUUUAUUUUAAAGAUUUAAUUGAAAUUUGCAUUUUACUUUGUAAGUGUUUUGGAUUUAGAGUAGCCAUCUAGGGGCGUGGCUCAGAGAAGUAGGAAAGACAACUGAGAGUUCACAUCUCUCUCUCUCCCUUUCUUUCCCUCCCUCCCUCCUUCUCCUUUCUUCUUGUCUUCCUCCUCCUCCUCCUUUCCCCUCCCUCUCCCUCCUCCGUCACCCUCUCUCUUUCAUUCCCUCCCUCUCUUCCUUCUCUCCUUCAUGCUUCUCCAUGUCCCCAGACCUCAUUUUCCUCGUCUAUAAAGUGAGAGUGAUGUUAAUAGUCACCUACUUUUUGUGUUACGAGGAAAUUAGUUUAUACUUAUAGAACAGAGUCAUGCCUGGCAUCUAUUAAGCACCAUGUAGGAAUUAAGUAAAUCCCUACUCAUCCUUUGGGAAACUUGGUUUGUAAGAACAUGGAGGAGAUUACUGUAAUUUGUAGGCAGUUUCAGUAUUUCCUGCAUGUCCAGUGUGUUUAAAACCUGACUCAAUAAAUUGGUAACCCAGGAAUUUGUGUGGAUGGGACAUCAGGUCAAAGGAACAACUUGACUGAGUUCUACAUGUAGAGAUUCCGGAAGCACAAAAGUGUCACGUAGUUAAGAAACUUGGGUUGCAGCAGUUGUGUGGGCUUCUGUUCAAAGCUGGGAUUGGUAGUGCCGGAGCCCAGUACAGGGUCAGAGGAUUCAGUGCCGUUGGGUCGGGGGGCACGUGCAGCUACUGUGGGGUGCUGUGAUGGUGAUGAAAUGGGAGUGGAGGUGCUGAUGAUGGCCGUGGUGUAAAUGAUGGUGGUGGUAAUGGUGGUGAUGGUUCUGGUGGUGGUGUGGUGACAGUGGUGGUGGUAGCUAGGGGGAACUGUAAACGCUCUUCCUCUUUUAUCAAGGGACUUCCUUGCUGGGUGCUUAUCACCCACACCUUAAAGGCAUGGGGAAGAAAUGGCUCAUGGACUUGGUAGCAAGUGUUGAAGAGAUGCGGGGGCUGUCUACGGCCAUACCACCCUGAACGCGCCCGAUCUCGUCUGAUCUUGGAAGAGACACAGGGGCUAAGUGGGGACUGAGAAGGUUUUCUUUCUAUUCUUCGUUGCUGGAGGCUAUGAAGAGCCGCCUCUGUUCACAGGUGCACGCUUGGUUUGUAAUCUGUUGCCAUCUGCAAAGCUAAACAAAGCAGCCAGGUAGCUAAAGCGUGGGACCAAGAUAUGCUUCUCUGGGAGGCUUAUGGUUCCUGCUCAGGUUUUGGAGAUGGUUAUUAGAUGAAGACUUUGCUUAUAAAUUUCAGCAGUGUACAUUUCUUUUAGCAACCCGUGCUGGUCGUUACUGUGGCAACAGAAGCACGGUUAUCUGGUUGCCAUCAUUUAACUGCUGAGUGAAACCCACGUUUGCCGUGUGGUGAUACUGUGUGUUGUUGCGAUGCAGAGUGAAGUUUUGAUUAGUAUGUGUGGCACUGUCUGUGAGAGCACAUUAGCAUAGUAAGCAAAGAAAAUUGAAAUGUGGAAAAUGCCAUCAGAAGGCUCUCUUUUUAUGUUCAGUUCAUGCGAUGUGUCUGUUUUGAGAUUGUGAUUUGUCUGGAGCAGCAGUUCUCAGUGGGAAGGGAGGAAAUUUUGAACCCUCCGUCUAGGGUAGGGUCUUUAGGAGACUGUUACUACUGGGUAACCUUUUAAAAGCCCAGGUUGUCUUGAUUUAACAUAUCAACACCAAUCCUUCUGCUGGACUCUUUGUCAUUAGGAAAGCUUUUGUGUUUGGACAGAUCCUGCUGUUGUUGAUGUGGAGGUCUUGAGUGACUCCUUGUUAACACGCUCUGCUGCUUCUAACAAGUCCUAUCCUAUUUCUCUGACCACAUCAGGCAGUGGACAUGUCGUAGCAUUGUCAUUCAUGGGGGAUUGGAAAUCCCAAAUGCUUUCUUCCUGCUGGGUCAAGAGAGCCCUCGGAUAUUGACCAGUUUUGGUCAUUUGUGCUGGCCAGCGCGUGCCUUGCCUUGCUGGACUCUCGUGCAGUUAUGGAGGAAGCACUUGGCAGAGCCUGCUUCCCAUGGGGGAGUUGGUGACCUCUGCUGCAGACACUUUCGACCUACACACAUCUUCCCCAUGGCUGAUUCAAAAGCAGGGUUUAAUGCAUGUAAAGGAAGCCAGUCGUGCCUAGCUACUUGAAGUCCCCUCUGUUAGAGGGUCACAGAAACUCAGUGUGACAGCAGCAGCGCGAUGCCCUCUGGCCUAGGCACACGUCUGUCAGCGCCGCCUCUGUUGUAGCCCCCGAGGGGCUGCAGGUGCUCUUACUUUACUCACAGGCAAAGGUGCCUUGCAGAUCGGACGUCACUGAGCCCAGGGUUUUCCUCUUGUGAAUGAAUCAGCUCUUUCAGGAUACAGAGCCUCCUUGAUCGUUUAUCGUUCAGUCAGUGGAGAUGUGUUGUCUCGAGACUUCCAGAUACUGGACUUCGAAUACUGCUUACACUUUAGAAGGAUGCUGACUUGGAAGGUGGCAAGAGAGCAUUCCUGUCUCCUAGAUGCUAGAAAUAGUUUUACAAGGGAACCUGGGCUAGUCCAUGGAGUGGGAUUCUUGGGAUCCCUUGGAUCUCUGGGGAGGGGUCUGUUUUUGUGUGAAGCCAUUUCUCAUUGUUAUUCGCAUUCUCAGGACAGAGAGCUGUAAGGAGCAGAGUACUUUGAAUACCCUGUUGUGUUUCCUGACGUGUACAAACACAGUCUCAAGGAACAUUCCUGGAGUCCGCUGCUUGGGCCUGUUGUUGCAUGGUGGGAUACAAUCAUGAAUUUCUUGCUUAACAUUCUGUAACUCUACACGUUGCUUCCAAACCACAUGGCUCCUCAUUAACUGAGUGAGAGAACCUGCUCUGGAGACCUGGUUACCUUGUAUUUGGCCUCUCUUUGGGUGGCUGGAUAAUCCGUUCUGGAAUCUAAAAGCUGUUCAAAAGGAGGGAGGCAGCCCAGUGGCUCACCACCUGUGAGCUGAUGCUCUUCAUGCGGUGUCCUUCUUGUGCAAGUUAACCCGAGACAGAGCACCUGGAAGGUCUUAGUGUUUGCUCAGUCAUUAGUGGCUGUUUCCUUCCUGACGUCUUCUCAAGACCUGGGGGAAAUUGUGUGUGCGAUGGGAGGCUGGCGUGGUCCUUUAAAAGGGAGACUCUCUACUCAUUCAUCUUUGUAUACUUCAAAAUGAUUGGAUGAAAUAAGGAAUUCAGCGAUCUACCGUUAUAGGCUUGAGCUGUGUAACCACGUCUGUGACUUGUUUGGCCUUGGUGGAAAGAUUUAUUGCCUGUAUUAGAAGGUUAUGGGCAACCAGGCUACCGUUCGGGUCCUAUUUUUCUGUUUCACAUAAAUGCAGUGUAGAGGGCUGUUUUCAGCCACUUGACUUUAUGACUUUGAUUAGGAAAAGUCAUUUCUAUCUUCCGCUUAGUUUAACCUCAUGGCAAGCAGCUAAUGAAAGCAUGGAUCACCAUGGUUCAGGGGAACAUGACGCCUCUGGAUUUCAUAGAUGGGAAAAUCAACAUAGGCAUCACACAUACUUGUUUUAAAGGAGAUUCACAGUCGGAUGCUGAGCGUGGCCUAGUCCUUGGCUGUAAACACUGUGGAAUUUUGUACCCAGUUCUUCACUGGGUCUCUAGUCGGCACCACAGCCGGGACAGCUGUGUGUGCGCAGUUCCUUGUUCUCUUUUUUCCUGUUCUCUUCUUGUGUUUCAUAAAGUUGAUUGGUUCUAAGGCUUCAACCUCUGAGCACUAACAAGCAGUCUUCAGCAGAGAGGAUUGGCCCAUUUCUCAACAGAGUAUGAGAGGGCUUAAAGGUUCCAAUUUUCAUUAUAAUGUGACAGCAGAUACGUGUUAAUCCUUGCAUGCUAGUCAGUGUGAGAUGAUGCAUGUAGAGAAUUCAAUAUCCUGAUCUUCACAGCAACCGAUAGGGACAGUACAAUAAUAUCCUAGUUCCAGAAUGGAAUGCUGGGCCUCAGGGAAGUGGAGUAGCAUGCCCAGCUCACCCAGCUGGCAAGGGCAGUGUAGGGGCUCAAACCUAAGAUGCCUGAUGGGGGAGCUGGGUUUCCUAAUCUCCCCUUGAACUUCUUCUAAUUCACAGACAUUGACGACUUCUAAGCACUAAGCUCUGUUGUGCUAAAACGGUAUACCAACACCAGUAUCUUCGCUCUUGGACUUGCACUGGGUGAAUUAAGUUCAUAAAGAGUGAUGUCACUUGGCAAGUGGAAUAAUGAGUGAAUCUGUAUAGUGGGUUUGAGUACAAGAAUCAAUUCUUAUGGGCGAUGUCAAUAGGAAAACCACACAGCUUUGAUGCAAAUGUUUGGGGUUGACCUUCACAGACCAGGAGGAGAUGAGGAGAAGUUGUUGUUUUCAGAUGAUGUUCAUAGCAUAAAAACAAAAGGUAUGUAGAAACCAAAGUGCAAGUGAGUCGUGGAUGUGUGGUGGACAACGAGGGAGGGAAGAAGCAUGGAGCGAGACUGUGUUGCACAUCGCUGGCCAUGCCGUGGGACUGUCGCAGGAUCAAGUCCGGAGGCUCCUGGCAGAGGGAUUUAUGUCAUGUUCUAGGUAGAAGGAUAAAGAAGAGAACCAGGGAUGGUUCACACAGGGUGGUGUUGGGGCAGGGAGAGAGGGCACUAAGCAGGGUACUUUUUAUUGGUGACUUAGUACAGGCUUGCUAGAGUGAUGGGAGCAUGAAAUGCGUUCUCUUAUUUGGUCCUCUCAGAGGACUCUGACAAGGGCUUGGCACUGUGGGUUAGUGGCUUAAGCCGCUGCCUACAGUACUAGCAUCCCAUACGGGCGCCAGUUCAAGUCCCCACUGCUCCACCUCUGAUCCAGCUCUCUGCUAAUGAGCAUGGGAAAGCAGCAGAGGAUGGCCCAAGUCCUUGGGAUUCUACACGUGGGAGACCUGGCAGAGGCUCCUGACUCCUGACUUUGGCUUGGCCCAGCCCCGGCCAUUGCAGCCAUCUGGGGAGUGAACCAGCGGAUGGAAGACCGACCUCCCUCUCUCUCUCUCUCUCUCUCUCUCUCUCUUCCUCUUUUGUUCUAUAACUCUGCCUUUCAACUUAAAAAAAAAAAAAAAAGCUUUGAUAAGUAUAUGAUGCUAAUAUUUUUAGACAAAGAAUUAGGAUUGGCAAUGCUUAGUAACUCUCCAAAAUCCUAAAGUUAGCAGGGAAGGCACAUUUCAAAGUCACAUCUGUGUGAUACCAGAAACUGCUUGUAGGACCCCCGUAGGAGUUAUAUUUGCAUGACUGAUCAGAGAUAACAUCUUAGCAACUUUUCUGAAAUUGGUGGGGAGAUUGAGACAUGCCACUUCUAAAAAUCCUAGAGAUAAGUGUUGAUAGAAGAGAUAAAUUGUCGAAGCCCCUUCCAGCUCUGUGCUUGUGUGUUUACAGUAGACCUAAUUAGCCCUUGGCUAUGGCCAAUGUCACCUCGUUAAUCAUGAGGUGCUUUGUGGAUCCUCCUCUGUGGAUUGACAUUAAGAGAAGAGAAUAGACCAAAACAGCGUGAUUCAGAUAUGGUUUCCACAUCUGAGUCCAGCUUGUGUGCAGAGUUAAUCAGUGUGUGUAAGCACGUGGUUGUAGCCAUUGACCACGUGAUUCUACGUGCUAUACAUCUGUGGGGGCAGCGGUCCGUAGCGAUGUGUGUGUGGGGCCCAGGGACAAGCUUGUGUGUGAUUCGUUGGAGCGUGCUGCAGGCAGUGUGCUGGCCUGCUCAGAGACCCUGGUAUGGAGGGAGUGGUGAGAGUCGGGAGAAGAGGCAGCUGUUGGUUAUCCCUAUGUUGUGCUUAGCUCACAACCCUGCGCCAACUCUCACCCUGGAAAUUCCUUAGGGAAACUCUCCUGGAUGACAGGAUGAGUGAGAAUCUUGACCAGUGGUCAAGGAAUUCAUCUGUAAAGAGACAAUUACUGAAAAUUUAGAGAAUUGUGAUGGGGAGGGGGGCAUGACUGGUGAUCUGCAGGCUGUCUUGAUGGUACCAUGCUGUGACCUCGUGUGUGGGAGCGGUGGACGGACAGGGGGUUCUGGUACGUGGGGGCUGAGAAGGGGCAGGAGGGUGUUCUGUGAUUGAGGCUGCGUUGUUACAGGCAGAGUAAGUGCUCUCUGGCAUAGUUCUGAGAUUCCAGAAGAACAUGUUUA
This is a messenger RNA of Oryctolagus cuniculus (rabbit), 33815 nucleotides long. Lineage: Eukaryota; Metazoa; Chordata; Mammalia; Lagomorpha; Leporidae. The record is from RefSeq and is a predicted model, not a curated record.